Molecule: messenger RNA, 963 nt
Organism: Aspergillus clavatus NRRL 1
Lineage: Eukaryota; Fungi; Ascomycota; Eurotiomycetes; Eurotiales; Aspergillaceae
Product: ribose-phosphate diphosphokinase
Exons: 4
Coding region: 1-963 (320 amino acids)
Biological process (GO): ribonucleoside monophosphate biosynthetic process; 5-phosphoribose 1-diphosphate biosynthetic process; purine nucleotide biosynthetic process
Cellular component (GO): ribose phosphate diphosphokinase complex; cytoplasm
Molecular function (GO): magnesium ion binding; ribose phosphate diphosphokinase activity
Source: RefSeq, a predicted model, not a curated record
AUGGCUACAAAUUCGAUUAAGCUCCUGACUGGCAACAGCCAUCCUGAGCUUGCCAACUUGGUUGCUGCUCGCCUCGGCAUUGAGCUGACCAAGAUCAUGGUUCUGCAAUACUCGAAUUCGGAGACAAGUGUUACGAUCGGUGAAAGCGUACGAGACGAGGAUGUGUUCAUCUUGCAGUCUACGAAACCCAACGACAUCAACGACGGAUUGAUGGAGCUUCUGAUUAUGAUCAACGCCUGCAAGACUGCCUCAGCAAGGCGCAUCACCGCUGUCAUCCCCAAUUUCCCGUACGCCCGCCAGGACAAGAAGGACAAGAGCCGAGCCCCGAUUACUGCGAAGUUGAUGGCGAACAUGCUGCAGACGGCUGGCUGCAACCACGUUAUCACCAUGGAUCUCCACGCCAGCCAGAUCCAGGGUUUCUUCAACGUUCCCGUUGACAACCUGUAUGCUGAGCCUAGCAUGUUGAAGUGGAUCCGGGAGCACCUGGAUGUGAGGAACUGCGUCAUUGUCAGUCCCGACGCUGGUGGUGCGAAGCGUGCUACCGGUAUCGCUGAUCGCCUUGACCUGCAAUUCGCUCUGAUCCACAAAGAACGUGCCCGCCCCAACGAAGUCUCGCGCAUGGUUCUCGUUGGAAACGUCAAGGACAAGGUUGCCAUCAUCGUUGACGACAUGGCUGAUACAUGCGGUACUCUCGUCAAGGCUGCCGACACGGUCAUGCAGCACGGUGCCAAGGAGGUCAACGCUAUCGUUGUCCACGGCAUUCUCUCCGGCAAUGCUAUCGAGAACAUCAACAAGAGUUGCCUGAACCGCGUUGUCGUGACCAACACUGUACCCCACAAGGAGAAGAAGGAGCUGUGCGACAAGAUCGACACCAUUGAUAUCAGCCCCACACUGGCUGAAGCCUGCCGUCGUACACACAAUGGUGAAUCCGUCAGCUUCCUGUUCUCGCACGCUGUUGCGUAG